Molecule: messenger RNA, 6145 nt
Organism: Haliotis rubra (blacklip abalone)
Lineage: Eukaryota; Metazoa; Mollusca; Gastropoda; Lepetellida; Haliotidae
Product: anoctamin-1-like
Exons: 24
Coding region: 1-2718 (905 amino acids)
Biological process (GO): chloride transmembrane transport
Cellular component (GO): plasma membrane
Molecular function (GO): chloride channel activity; protein dimerization activity
Source: RefSeq, a predicted model, not a curated record
AUGCAGGUACGCAACAUGUUCUUUCAAGAUGGGGACCGUCAAAUCGACUUUGUCCUUGCUUGGAAGGUCAAGGUUAAGAAACAGGAAGAGGCUGAGGAAUCAAGAAAGAUCUUUGAGAAUAACCUACGUGAUGAAGGCCUUGAACUGGAGUAUGAUAAGAGGAAUGGCGAGACACACUUCAUGAAGAUCCAUGCUCCUUAUAAGGUGUUGGAGAGAUAUGCUGACAUCCUCAAGAUCCGUAUGCCAAUGAAGGAGGCGGUGGUCUUACAUAACAUGGCCGAUAAUUACGAGGACUUUCAGGUUUACAGCGUUAUGAAUAAAAGUCCCGUGCAGGCUGUGUCAACGAGAAUAUGGAGCUCGGUCACUGGCUUCUUCAAGCGCUUCCUCUCCCCGUUCCAAAUAGACCCAAAUGUCAUGCCCCCUGUAAGGAGACGCUACACCUGCCCCUACAGUCGGAACAAGAAAUAUUUGUUUGAGAUGGAUGACAAUAAACAGCUUAAAUUUACAAAUUCUGUGAGAAGCUGGAUCGUGGAUUACAUUUUGAGAAGGAAAGCCUUCAAGAAAGAUGAGGGAAAAGCAUUUUCAUUUGGUCUGAAGAAGAUGAUGGCUGAUGGAUUCUAUGAUGCUGCUUACCCCAUGCAUGAGGGUCACUGGAAGCCGGGGUCUGCCAAGAACCCACGCAAACUGCUCUACGACUACUGGGCAGGAUGGAGGAGCUUCCUCAAGUUUCAACCACAUGACUACAUCAGAAAUUAUUUUGGUGAGAAGAUUGCCAUAUACUUUGCCUGGCUUGGUUUCUACACAACAAUGCUGGUUCCUGCCUCGAUAGUUGGUCUGAUUGUGUUCAUCUAUGGCUGUGUUAUCAUGUACACAAAUGACGUCACGGCUGAGCUGUGUGAUCCCAACAACAACAUCACCAUGUGUCCCUUGUGUGACCAGCAGUGUCCCUACUGGAAACUAAAUGAGGCAUGUACUCAUGUAUCUGUCAGCAGGAUAUUUGACAAUGGUGCUACAGUCUUCUUUGCCAUCUUUAUGUCACUGUGGGGUACUCUGUUUCUUGAGUUUUGGAAACGUCGAGAGGCUACGAUCCAGUAUAAGUGGGACCUUACGAACUUCGUUUCUGAAGAGGAACCUCCAAGGCCUGAGUACUUGUCCCAGUUGGAGGGUUGGCACACACUGAAAAUCAACCCUGUUACAGGGAUCAAAGAACCCCACCUCCCAUUCUGGAGGCGACGUUUCCCAAUUUUUCUGUGCUCCUAUACAGUCAUGAUAGUACUGGCUCUCAUGGCAGUAGGUGCAGUGAUUGGAGUGAUAGCUUACAGGGUGUCUAUGUUGGCUGCAUUACAACUGAUCAGGAAACAGGAAAUAUUCACUAACAGCAGUGACGUCACCACCAAAACUGUGAAUCUAAUUUACCAGAAUGCCAGUCUUUUGACAACAGUGACAGCUGCCUUGAUCAACCUGGCUAUCAUUCUACUGCUGAACUUUGUGUAUGGGUACCUGGCUUUCUGGCUGACAGACUGGGAGUGCUUGCGCACACAGAGCGAGUAUGACAGCAGCAUUACUCUCAAAUUGUUUGCGCUGCAGUUCGUCAACUACUUUUCUUCCAUCAUGUAUAUUGCAUUUUUCAAGGGCAGGUUUGUUGGACGCCCUGGGAAGUACAGGACUGUGUUUGGAGGACGUCAGGAAGAGUGUGAGGCCGGAGGCUGUUUAAUAGAGCUAUGUAUUCAGUUAGCAAUCAUCAUGAUUGGGAAACAGCUGAUACAGAACAACUUUGUGGAGAUAGUGCUGCCGAAACUUAUCAAGUUCAUCAAAAAGAAAUGUGCAAAGGAGACUCGAGAGCAGAAACUUGCAAAGACUCCUUGGGAGAAAGACUAUAAGAUGACAGCUGCACAGACCACAGUUUUGUUCUAUGAGUACUUGGAGAUGGCUUUACAAUUUGGGUUCCUGACAUUAUUUUGUGCUGCCUUUCCACUCGCUCCUAUUUUCUGUCUGCUUAAUAACAUCAUUGAGAUCCGCUGUGAUGCAGCCAAGUUUAUAACACAACUUCGCAGACCAGUGGCAGAUCGUGCUGCCAAUAUUGGUAUUUGGUACAGUGUCCUUUAUGGUCUCUCCAGGAUUGCUAUCAUCACCAAUGCAUUUGUGAUCUCACUCACGUCUGACUUCAUCCCUCGGCUGGUCUACAGUUUGCUCUACAGUGAUGAUGGAAGCCUCAAAGGUUACGUCAACUACACCCUAGCAUAUUUCAACACCAGUGACUUUGAGGAGGACCACCGACCAUCUGACAGCAUUAUUGGUAACGAAGCAAUCUGCAGAUACAAAGAUUUCCGUAACCCACCUUGGCACUAUGACAGAGAGUAUCGCCGGUCAGAAGUGUUCUGGCAUAUUCUUGCUGCACAGUUAGCAUUUGUGGUCGUCUUUGAGAAUGUGGUGGUUGUGGUGACAAGUCUAGUAGCAUGGAUGAUACCUGACGUUCCAUCCGAGCUGAAAGAACAGAUCCGACGCGAGGCGUACGUGACAAAUGAGAUAGUGUUGAAGACCGAGCUGAUGCGAGCUCAGGGCCAAGAAAUCACCGCAUCAACAGUUGCUCUUGUUAUGUCUGAUGAUGAGUCAGGCCGGUAUUCCCCCCGACUCAGCGAAGAGUUUGAUGAACCAAAGUUGAUCCACAGGGGAGCAAACAACCGUGUUGAAUCAGAAGACUCAAAGACUUAUGUCUAGCACAAACUGACAGCUGGUCAACUCAGACACAGCAUCAGGUCAAGGAGGCUAAAGUCUAGUAGUAGCUGGCUGCCUGUCAACAGCAGGCAGUAGAGGAGACUAUCAUCAAGAAGUUUGAUUUAGAAUUUAGGCCCAGAACAGAUAUUAACUGCAGUAGGUUUUGUGAGUGUUUUGUGCUGAUUACUUGAACAUAUGAAACCUCUGCCUACUAACAUGAACUAUAUUCCUUCCAUAACUAUGAUCGCAACUCCAUCUCCCUCCAUUAUAUUGUCUUCAUGCAUGAUAAUAGGGUUGUUGAAUAUAUUACAGUUUUCUAUCAGAUUAUUCUGUGAUGUGAAAGAGUAUGUGAUGGUUGUGAUGCAAGACUAUUUCAUGCAUGCAUUGUGACAAGUGUCAAGUGUCAAGUGCCUUUUACUUCAGUCAGACCUGAUCUGUCUGUGAUGUUUCAAAUCAGUACAACACCAGCACUUGUAUUUUGUUGUUAGCGUAACUUGUAUUGUUGGCAACACUUGUAUACAAUGUACAAUAGUUUGGUAGUUAUGGUAAAUGUAAUAUAACAAGGAAACACCACAUUUGCUAAGGUAAUGUAACAUUGUACAUUGUGUUGAUGAAGGUAAUGCAUCACUUGCAGUCUGUGUUCAAACUGCUGAUCUGCACUUCUCACUUGACUUGAUUUUCAGUAUCGGCUUUUAUUAGCACAGCUUACUGGAGUGAAAGAAAAUUUACUUGCUCUUCGGACUUGUGGCUAAAGGCACAGACUGCAAUAGAUACAAGUGAAGGUACAUGUACACUGUAGUUUCUCUAAGUGUGAUGCUGUAUGCUAACUCAUAGGGAGUUGUGUAAGUACCUUAGGAAGUCUUUACAAAUACGUAUAUCCACUGAACAAAGAGUUGUGCAGUCUUACAGAUGAUUAUGUUUUUGUGUUGCAUAAUCAGCUUGGCAGCUUGUGGUAAUUUGUUGUUGAUAUUGUAAAUCCUUGAAACACUUUUGUUGUCAAGGCUGUUUAGUAUUUAUGAGCUAAUGCAUUUGAAAAUAGAUUUCUACAGUUAUAUUUUACAUAGCAAUAUUGUUAUCUUCUAUGGUACAUACAUAUGGUAGAUUAUCAUGUCUUUGCUACAUAUCACCCAGUUUAUUCACUGAGUUUAUACAUGACGCAGUGCAUUCUUUUUCUAUAUUUGUAUGUACACUGUUCUUUGUUUAUGUUGUGUUUUCCAGUAUUAAUGCUGUACAGGCUAAGUGACAUUUGUUAGUCCAUGUUUUACUGGUAUCAUUUCAUGUUGGUGAUGUUUGUGAUGCUAUUUUCUCAAGCAUAUUUUAGCGCUUUUUAUAAAGGUUUUAAUAACAAGGUAGAAAUCUGUUUCUAUUAGGUGCUCAGUCUGUGCUAAACUCAUUUGAGUCAGUAACCAGAAGUUGGUUAUCAGCGUCAAUUUCUGUAGAUUUUGAUUCUAUUAAUAGACUAUAAUUAUCUAAGCUUACUCAAUCUAACAAUUUUCUAGGACUCAGUCUUUGGAAUUUGGGCUUUAGAUGAGUGAUUAAUGUUACAGAUAGGAUACUUCUUGAGGAUGUCCAGUUAGGGGAGUUGAGACGAACAAUAUUAUGUGUGACAAAAUGUGCCUUCAUGUUGACGACGGGGGCUGGCACUGAAAAGUUACAAACUUAAACUUUUUAUACAAAUGCUCAUUUUAAAAAUUGUUUGUAUAUCCGUUACGAAAUUAACAAUCAAUUUAUGUUGGUGUGUGUUUACAAAAUGGUUACUAGUAUGCCAGUACAUGCACACAUGUCCACGGCAGUGAAGGCUGUAAGUAUCGCAGAAAGGAUGAUCUGCUUUGUUAUGAGGUUGACCUGGCUUGCAGAUCUGAUAUGCAUAAUACUCAGUAACAAAGAUGGUUUCAGCUUAGUGAGGCUGUAUUAUUGAUGGAGAUGGGACAGUACACUGUACUUCAUCAUCCACUUUCUAUGUAAAUACUCAAGCAAUUCAGAAACCUUUCAAAAGAAAGUUAAAUCAACGGCAUAUUUUUUAGAUCUGAAGUGUCUUUUACAAUUUCUUGAAUAACCUCUUUCAAAACCUGAAUAUUCUUUCAAAUUUGUUUGAUCUUAGAGCUUGGCAAAUUACUGGGUAAAUGUUCAUUUUAUUCAUUGCAUUGCUUACAUACAAAUAUGAAUUAGCUGAAAUCUUUUGUACCAUACAUUAUUUUCAUUUGCAACACAGACACCCAUCCUCUCUAACACAAAUGCUCAAUAUAGCUUUUUCGAGAACAAAUUAGAGUUUCUUUCAAAUUCCUUUGCAAACUGUUAAUGAUGCAUAGGUUUGGGUCAGAAAACGUGUAUACACCAAGUCUCUCAAAUAGUAAAGGAAGGAAGAUGGUAGCAUUAUAUAAGAAAGGUAUAGGUAUCUGAAACUUAAGCUUAAGUGAUGGUGAAACUGCAACAGUGAAAUAUCAUUUAUAAACCUUGCACUUUGCAUCUUGCAAUAGUAGAAUGGAGAGUUUAUUCUGCCUUCAUGUCUUUGUGAAUCUCAGAAGUUGGUUGUAUUAUACUCAGGGUCUGUGUCUUUCUAUGCUGGUAGUUUAGCCAAAUGUUUUUAUGUUUUUUUGUGAAUUGUUGAAAGGGUAUGUGCGUCAAGCAAAGUGUACCAGGUUGGAAAUUGAAUGAAGGGCUGGGAGAAGGAGGGAUAUUUUUAUUUUGCUACAACAAAGCACCAUCAAACAUUGGCACUAUAUUUGUUUUUAGUUCACCUGCACCAGAGAUCUGGGCGAUUUAAUUUUAUACUGUGUCGUUGUUGACCUUCCAUAAACUUUUAUGACAUAUUCAACUCCUCAGAAGACAUUGUAGAUAAUUACUGACAGCCAAAUAUCAUUAAACUAAUUCUGUACUCACUGAAUGCACUCUGAAAAUACAGUUAUUACAAGCACUGCAGUUUAGAUCAUCUUAAAAAAUACUCACCAAUUAUUGUACCCGGUUUUGAAUGUAAACUUCAAUGGUACAAGUUUUAUGUCAUCAGAAAGCUCAGUUCUUACGAAAAGUAACAUAGUAAAAUGUGUUACUGAUGACUAUGUUAAUACAGCAGUAAGCAGUGUUAUUCAGCUGUAACUUUGAUGUAAAGCAUGUCAUCCAUGGUCGGUGUCAGUUGAACUACAGUGUCUUGUGAUGCUAUUGUGGAACACAUAGGUCAUAUCUGAAUGCAUCUUUAUGAAACCACAGAACUAUUUAUACUUUUGCUUGUGCUUUAGCUAUUCUCCCAAAUGUCUUGCCCUCCCCAUGUAUUUUUAUAUUGCUACAUAUCACGCAGGCUAUUGAAUGUUAAGGUUAUGAUGCAUGUAUUUUAUACCAAGGAUGUGAAGUGCCCAUAUCUAAGGAGCACUGUCUUAGUGUGAAAUAUCCAUACCCAUGUUCAUAUUCACAGAAAUAAAAUAUUGCCAUACCUAAA